Messenger RNA from Diabrotica virgifera virgifera (western corn rootworm), 729 nucleotides. Its product is annotated as splicing regulatory glutamine/lysine-rich protein 1-like. NCBI's taxonomy places the organism in Eukaryota, Metazoa, Arthropoda, Insecta, Coleoptera, Chrysomelidae. The transcript has a single exon. The coding region runs from base 1 to 729 and encodes 242 amino acids. The record is from RefSeq and is a predicted model, not a curated record.
AUGGAGACAGAUACUCCUCAAACUGCAGCACCCGCUGUGACACAGAUACCUGCAGAGAUUGAGGCUAUAAUUAAAGCAACAGUUGAACAAACUGUUGCUACUUUAAUGGAAAAACGGCUUGGUAAACGUAAACACCGCAGGUCCAGGUCUAGAUCUAAGAGCAGAAGCCGUUCCAGAUCUCGUAGCCGUGGUGGCCGUUCUAGAUCAAGAAGCAAGGGUAGACAUGACAGAUCCAAAAGUAGAGGUAAACAUGACAGAUCAAGAAGCAGAGGUAGGCAUGACAGAUCAAAAAGUAGAGGAAGACGUGACAGGUCAAGAAGCAGAGGUAGGCAUGACAGAUCAAAAAGUAGAGGUAGACGUGACAGGUCAAGAAGCAGAGGUAAACAUGACAGAUGUGGAAGCCGCGGUCCCUGUGAAAGAUUUGGAAACAAUAGAGACGAGUGGAAUGGUUGGGUAGGUUUUGGACACCCACCGCAUCAUCAUGAUCACUUCCACCAUCAUCAUCCACCGGGUUGUUUCAGUGAACAUUUUAGACCUCAUGGUAGACAUGGUAGACAUGGUAAAAGGUUUCCAUUUCCUUGUGGAUGCUCUUGCAGCUCGAGAAAAGAGGAAGAACAAAAUAUGGAAAGUGAAAAGGAAGAACAAAAUGUUCAAAGUGAAAAGGAAGGUACUCCGGCCGCCGAUAAGAGUUUAAGAGAAAAUUUUAAAAAUUUGGAGGUGGAUAACUGA